Molecule: messenger RNA, 1665 nt
Organism: Babesia sp. Xinjiang
Lineage: Eukaryota; Apicomplexa; Aconoidasida; Piroplasmida; Babesiidae
Product: RNA-binding protein 25
Exons: 4
Coding region: 1-1665 (554 amino acids)
Biological process (GO): regulation of alternative mRNA splicing, via spliceosome; mRNA processing
Cellular component (GO): spliceosomal complex
Molecular function (GO): mRNA binding
Source: RefSeq, a predicted model, not a curated record
AUGUCGUCAUUCUACCCCAACGGUAUGUUCAACACUUUCGUCGCUCAUCAGAUAGCAGCGCCGCUUCAACAGGGCUACGGAGCGACACCGCCAAUAUAUCCACCUCAACCCCCAGUACCAGGAACAAUGAUACCUCCUUGCCCUCCGCCGGUACAAAGGGCGCCGGGAGUGAUGGAUGUGCCGGGACACACAGCCGUCAUUGCUAAGGGACCAAGUGCCCCGACAGCACCAGUAGGGUAUUCUUCAAGUGUUGUACCUGGUCUGAUGGACACACUUAUGAUGCCUGCUACGGUGUCACUUCCUGCUCAGGAACCAGAUCCGCCACCUAUGGUCAAUGUUGUCUAUGUGGGUGGGCUUCAUUCGGGAACAUCCAGCGAUUUUGUCAUCAACAUCAUGCAAAAAUGCGGAAAGUUAAUCAAUUUUAAACGACAUGCGGACCCCUCCAGUGGUUUGCUGGCGAAUUUUGCAUUAUGUGAAUUCGAAUCGCCAAAAGGCGCAUAUUAUGCAUUGGAAUGCCUGGCAAAUUUGACUUUUGGAGAUGGGCAGAUAAAGGUCAGCUGCAACGACAAAGUGCGUGGAUUGGUAGAUGGAUGGGUAUCAGAACAGCUGGAAGCAUUACGAGAGGAAAACCCGAACAUGAACGAUGACCAAUUGCGUGAAAUUUUUAAGGCGCCAGAGGCUGAAUUACGCCACGAAUUUGAAAACCUUAUCAAAUACGAAGUGAUGGAAAUGCAGGGACGCGGUAUGUACGGUGGUCAACAGGGAGCCAACGUCAAGGGUGUUACGCUACAGCCAUCACGAAAACCACACACACCGCGUAAUGAAACAAGCGCGAUCGUAAGAACUGCUGAUUCGGUUAACGACCUAUCACAACUUACUUCCAGAGAAUACACAAUCCACCCAAAAGAAUCUGCAAGGCGUAGCAAAUUUAAGGCCAGGCAACGGGCUAACGAUGAUCUGAUGAAAAGUGAAGAACGUGCAUGGGAAAGCGAGGAGGAAUCGAUGAUACGCAAACUUCACCGCAUAGGCACAGUAAAACGUAGUACACGUGAACGUCUGGUGAAGGAAGAUCUGGACGGCUUUGCGCGAUCUGCAGGUAGCCGUGAGCGCGAGAAAGAACGUGAACUUGACCUCGAAGAUGCACAAGCUGAAGCUUUAGAGCUAUCUACAUCUGAGGCACGCUGCACGAUCCCACUCGCAACUCCGGCAGUACCUCAGGUCCCAGCUGAAGCUAAUAGGCGUGCUCUUCCAACAAUUUUCGGAACAGCUGUGGAAGAGGAUGAACCUAUGUUCAACCGCAGCCACCGACCUAAAAUCAAACUGGGAAUCCCAGACUCAGAGGUCUGGGAUCGCGUGCCAAAAAGUGAAUCGGAAGUGUUUGGAUUUGAUUUGGAUUGGGGCCUGGUUUUGUCUGACGGAAGUCUAAUUCCGUCGCUAGAACCGUGGAUGCGUCGUUGUGUACUUGAGUACAUGGGCGAUGACGAAUCAGUAGCAGGGGAAGUACUUGAGUUUUUGGUGGGUAGGCUAAUGGAACGCCCAAACCAUGAGGAACUACUUUCUGACGUUGAACAGUUUUUGGAUGAAGAUAGUCGUGGAUUCAUUUUAGAGCUAUGGCGCCACUUGAUCUUUCACCAUUUGAGGUUGAGUGCGCUUUCGUCUGACUGA